Pundamilia nyererei is the source of this 1689-nucleotide messenger RNA. RefSeq names its product solute carrier family 25 member 51b (gene slc25a51b). Gene Ontology annotation, cellular component: mitochondrion. Gene Ontology annotation, biological process: mitochondrial NAD transmembrane transport. The record is from RefSeq and is a predicted model, not a curated record. Lineage: Eukaryota; Metazoa; Chordata; Actinopteri; Cichliformes; Cichlidae. Bases 378 to 1310 code for a protein of 310 amino acids. Gene Ontology annotation, molecular function: NAD transmembrane transporter activity. The transcript has 2 exons.
AACAAAAAUAAGAACAAUUGUAACACGACUAUUUUGAUAUGACGUACUUUAAAAAAAAAUCAGGAAAAUUUAAACAACUAAAGUUAUUGAGGUUUGCACUGUUAAAUACAAUAAAUUCUAAAAUAAAUCUCAAAACUACCUCCGAAUCAGCCGUUACCCAAUGCAUACGGUUUCGGAUCGACAGCAGUGCGCAGGCGUGGAAAAGCGCUGCUGUCACCUGCGUUUGUUAGGACUGCAGACGCGACCUACAGUAGUGGCCCAAUUACCCAGCAGAAAGCAGCGCUCUACCUGUCCAGGGAUAGGACAGCGGCUGGUUUCACUGCAGAAGUAUGUUGAUGUGAUGCUUGAGGAUAAGGCUGUGGUGCACCGGGCCUCUGAUGGCUGUUAGCACCAUGGACUCCGAGUCAGCGCGGACACCUCAGACCCAAGCCCUGACAAAAGGAGGCCAUUCCCUGUUGUCUGCUGGCAUUCUGACCGCCAGGUUUGGACCUCAAGGGAAGCACUAUGUUUGCGGUUCCCUUGCAGCUUUUACCAAUAUAUUGUUGACCUUUCCAAUCCAGAAAGUCCUCUUCCGCCAACAGCUGCAUGGCGUGUUGGCCAUUGAUGCGGUGCGACAGCUCCAGAGGGAUGGACUGAGGAAUCUUUAUCGGGGCUUACUUCCCCCACUUCUCCAAAAGAGCACUACAGUAGCCAUCAUGUUUGGCUUGUAUGAGGACUUCUCUAGAGUCUUACUAGACCAUGCUGGGAGCAGUGGCGUGCCAGAGCUGAUUACAAGAAGCUUUGCUGCAGCUUUGGCAGGAACUGCAGAGGCCAUCCUUACACCGUUUGAGCGUGUGCAAACUCUCCUACAAGACCACCGGCACCACGGGCGCUUCAACAACACAGCACACACCUUCCGGACACUUGUGACAGAGUAUGGUGUGAGAGAGUGCUACCGUGGCCUCGUGCCCAUACUACUGCGCAAUGGCCCUAGCAAUGUUCUCUUCUUUGGGCUCAGGGGACCCAUUAAAGAGCAGCUCCCAGAAGCUACUAGCAAGGCAGGUAACUUGGUUAAUGAUUUUGUUUGCGGAGGGUUGCUGGGGGCAGGCCUUGGCAUCAUGUUCUACCCGUUAAAUGUCGUCAAAUCGCGGGCUCAGUCUCAGGUGGGUGGAGCCUUCAAUCCUUGCAGAGAGGUGCUGUUAACAGUGUGGAGAGAGAGGGGUGGCAGUAUAGCCAUGCUGUUCAGAGGAGCCCACCUCAACUACCAUCGCUCUCUUCUCUCCUGGGGGAUCAUCAAUGCCACCUAUGAGCUGCUGCUGAAGCUCUUAUGAGAAGAGGAAUGGAGAGGAAAAAUUCGAUCUAGAUUGGAAGAGAAAGUGUUUUAAGGGAGGGGUGUUGAGCGGAGGAACAGAGCCAGUCUAAAGUGACAAAUGAGAGGUUGUAAAGUAAAGUCGGUGCACUUGCUGUCCAACAUUUCCAGAACUAAAAGAUAACAGUAAAGUUGUACUUCUGACUGGGGCCAACAGUCACUGUAAGAUAACUGCCUGCUAUUGUUACUUUCUGCUGUUGUCAAAGUGUUAAAAGCAGGCAAGACUUGUGCCAGGGUCCAGUUAAUAUGCCCGUGUUUGGUCUGUGUUGUAAAGUUUGAGGACGCACACAAAGCUCCAUCAAUCUUUUUCAAAGAUUUAAAAGGAAACUUUAAAACUUGAG